AAUCGCAAAACGACUGGUGAGCGAUGUUUAUGCUGAAGAAGCUAAGUUAGCUUGCUUUAGAAAAAGAAGUGCGUCGUAUUUGUUUUUUUAAAUAUGAUGUAAGUGUAGCAAGUGUUAGUUUUUAAGUCCUAAUUGAUAAAGUGAGAAAGCUUUUAAGUAGUUUAGUGGCUGAUUAACAGUUUAAACCAGUUAGCUUUAUCUAGUAGCCUGGUAUAGCGUUCAAUCGCAUUAUAAACUCGGCUUAUUGUUUAUUAAUAAAUUAAAAAUGGGCUCGUCUAAGAAGCACAAAGAGAAGGAUAAGGAUAAGGACCGGGACCCAGAGGAGCGACACCGGGAACACAAAAAGCACCGACACAAGGACCGGGAGAGGGAGAAAGAGCGCGAGAAGGAGAAAGAGAAGAGGAAGAGAUCGCGGUCCCGGGACAGGAGCAGCCGGGCGGCGGAGAAAGAGGGCAGGAGCAGGGGCGAGAAGAGUAGCGGAGAGCCGCGAGUUAAGAAGGAGAAACCGGAUCCCAGCACUGAAGAGACUGAAGAUCUGGGCCCAAAAUCAGCAGCUGGUGAUGCUUCACUCAGCAUCGAAGAGACUAAUAAGUUGAGAGCUAAACUGGGUCUGAAGCCUCUUGAACUGAAUGAGACCAAAAAAGAACUUGGGACAAAGGAGGAGCCUAUGGUGGCUGAAACGAUCAACCCUGUUCAGAUCAGAAAGCAGAAUGAGAUUAGGGAGAAGCUGGCCGCUCUUAAAGAGAAACGCUUGCUCAAUCAGAAACUUGGCAAAGUAAAGACGCUUGCAGAUGACGAUCCAUGGCUUGAUGACACUGCCGCCUGGGUGGAGAAGAGUCGCAAACUUGCCAAGGAGAAGGAGAUGGCAGAGAAGAGGGCCAAGCUUCUGGAAGAGAUGGAUGAAGAGUUUGGUGUCAGCGACUUGGUCGAAAAAGAGUUUGCACAAAGCAAAGGGGAGGCUUACAGUUCAAGGGACCUUAAAGGUCUUACCGUCCAGCACAAAAUGGAAUCCUUUAAAGAGGGCGAGACGGUCAUUUUGACUCUACAAGACAAAGGUGUUUUGGAGGAGAAGGAGGACGUGCUGGUGAACGUGAACAUUGUGGAUAAAGAGAAAGCAGAGAAGAACGUGGAGCUUAAAAAGAAGAAGCCUGAGUACAAACCUUACGACGAAGAGGAGACUGUAGACGAUAUGGUCACGUUCAAGCCAAAGACCGUAUUGUCAAAAUACGACGAGGAGAUAGAUGGUGAGAAGAAGAAGAGCUUCCGGCUGAGUGCUGGCGGUUUCGCUACGGGGGAGAGAGAGCGCGAACUGCAGGCCAUCAAAGACACGCUGCACAGCCAGGCCCAGUCCCUGGACAUGCCAGCUCUCGCUGUGGCCUCAGAGUACUACACUCCACAGGAGAUGGUGUCUUUUAAGAAAACCAAACGGCGUGUAAAGAAAAUCAGGAAGAAAGAGAAACCCCUCAAGGCUGAUGAGCUCCUCACGGACGACUCUCGCAGCACAGAUUUCGGAUCUAGGUCAAGAGGUCGGGGCAAGAAGCAGGCGGGCGAAGAAAACGAGAUUGAAGACUCUUUAAAGGAUGCAGACAGCAUUAAAACAGAAACGCUGCUGGAGUCUGAUGACGUUCGGAUGGCCGACAUGGAGUUCAGUGACGAUGAUGAGUUUGUCCCACCGGAGCCUGAAACCAUCGAAGAGGAUGAGGCUGAGCAGGAGCUCCAGAAACAACUAGAGAAACAGAGGAAGCUUAAACAGAAGCAGUUGAUGAAGGACUCGGGAGAAAAGGUAGUGGCACACCUGCAAGGGCUGGGGAAAGUUAAAGAGGAAGUCGCUGACGACAUCGACAAGAAGAACAACAUCGUCUUUAACGCCACAUCCGAGUUCUGCCGCACGCUGGGAGACAUUCCUACCUAUGGCCUGUCAGGGAACAGAGAGGACCAGGAGGACAUCAUGGACUUUGAGCAAGAGGAAGAGCGAGAUGGAGCUGGAGGCUCUGAUUCAGACAUGGAUGACAAUGUGGGCUGGAGCACCGUCAAUCUGGACGAGGAACAGAAGCAGCCAGAUUUUGCCACUGCUUCAACCACCAUUUUGGAUGAAGAGCCCAUCGUUAAUUCCGGCCUUGCGGCUGCUUUGCUGCUCUGCAAGAACAAAGGGUUGUUGGAUACUCAGGUGCAGAAGGUGGCUCGAGUGCGUGCUCCUAAAGGAGCUCUGCCAAAUGACAACUACUGCAUUGAAGAUAAGAUGGCCAUUGAUGACAAAUACAGCCGAAGAGAGGAAUACAGGGGCUUCACGCAGGACUUUAAAGAGAAAGACGGCUACAAGCCAGACGUAAAGAUCGAAUACGUGGACGAAUCUGGGCGCAAGCUCACCCCUAAAGAGGCUUUCAGACAGCUAUCUCAUCGUUUCCAUGGCAAAGGAUCUGGAAAGAUGAAGACUGAGAAAAGAAUGAAAAAACUGGAGGAGGAGGCAUUGCUGAAGAAGAUGAGCAGCAGUGAUACUCCUCUGGGUACUGUGGCCCUGCUGCAGGAGAAACAGAAAUCUCAGAAAACUCCCUACAUUGUCCUCAGUGGAAGUGGAAAGAGCAUGAACGCGAAUACCAUUACCAAGUAGAAGCAUCUUAAGAUCAACACAUCCUUGUACAGUGGAUCACGUUUCCCUCCAGCAAAUUAAGUCAAAUCUUCAUGCAGUGGUGUGUGUGUGUGUGUAUAUAUACAGACAUUGUCCUAUUGUUUAAAUCUUAGCCUUUAAAAUUUUCUGUCUCUUUUUUUUCCCCCAUUAAAAGCUUUUGGUUUAAACUGGA
Molecule: messenger RNA, 2798 nt
Organism: Clarias gariepinus (North African catfish)
Lineage: Eukaryota; Metazoa; Chordata; Actinopteri; Siluriformes; Clariidae
Gene: sart1
Product: spliceosome associated factor 1, recruiter of U4/U6.U5 tri-snRNP
Exons: 20
Coding region: 266-2608 (780 amino acids)
Biological process (GO): mRNA cis splicing, via spliceosome; maturation of 5S rRNA
Cellular component (GO): U4/U6 x U5 tri-snRNP complex
Source: RefSeq, a predicted model, not a curated record